AUGAGCCAAAUGAUGCGGGAAGAUCACGACGUCGUCAGUGUCAAUGUCGCGGUUCUCUCGUGUGAACCGAGUCAAGCCGCCGUGGCGGUGCGCUUCGGUGGGCCCGGCUGCGAGUGGCAAUGGGUGCAGGUGCCCACACGCACUCCCAUUACUCUCUCGUGCGCGUGCUCUGCCGCCAGGACCACCAGCAGUAGUGGCCAAUACAACGACAACAAUCACAGCAAUGAUAGUGAAUAUGAGAACUCGCAGAUGUACGAGUUGGCAAUUUCCCCAUCACCUCCGGAUUUCAAUGGUGGAGACUUCGUUCCCGUCGUGCGGCUUGACACUCGACGCGGGUGGCCGGCAGCGCCCGUCACAUUGGGCUCACAGGAUGACGGCGAUGCCUCCUUCCGAGUGUCGCUUCUCUGCUCAUUGUUGCCGGGCCCGUUACCGCAGAGCAACAGCGAGCGUCAGCGCCAAGAUGGCGACAUAUCUCCCCCACAUCGCGCGGUGAUUGGUGGCAAUUCGGUGCCGAUGGGCUGGCUCAGUGGUCGAAUUGCCGCAAAAACGCAACGCCGUCUCUUAUUUGAGGAGGAGCUGGAUGUGAGGNAUCAUGCCAACAAGAGCCAGAGCAUCUCACAGCACCAAGACGAGCCAGCCACUGUGCCGUAUGGCUGUCAUAACGGGAACGGGUGGAAAUUGUUGGAGGGCAAUGACAACAACAAAAAAAUCAAUGGCAUCUCCGCAAUGAUGCCACCGCUGCCGCAAAGGCUGGGUUCGGAACCAUCGAACCUCUUUGCGGGGGCUCCAUCGCACCAAGCCGUGCUCCUCACCACAGUAGUCUCGCUGCGACGCCGCAACGCCGCACCGAACCGUGUGGUAGAGAUGGUGCUGUCGCUUGAAAGCAACGUGGAUACAAUGCCGCCACCACUAUGUAUGUGUCUGCUCCACACGGCGGCAGUGACACGUGAAAAGGCCGCAAAGGUCCCUCAGAUGGGGCAGCCGUUGCUCCUCCCCCCUUCUGUCGACAUUCGUCCGUCAAUGCAGCGUGAUGUCGAAAGCCAAGCAACAAGUACAGGGGUAGAAUCUGUGUUUCGCGUUCGCUGCUGUAUCCUGGAAAGCUACACACGCCAUCACAGUGUCUCUCGCGACGACUCGCCUGUGAGCAGGUUCGGUCGCUUUUCAACGCCGCGCAGAGAUGGUGACAAAGACGUUUCGGAGUCUGUGUGUCCGCUUGGCGAAGGCGCUAUGACGUUGUGCAUGCCGAAUGAGUGGUCUGGUGAUAGCGAUGGCGGCAGUCAGAAUGCUGUGGGGUGGUUAUCGCACCCAUACCUGGAGCAGGCAGUCUUCUCAAAAGAAACUCUGCGCUGUGGCGCUGACGAAGUGGAACUCGAAUUUUUGCUUAUGACGGUUUCGGCGUACCGCGAGGCCGUUCUUAACUACGGGGCGGUGAAUGGCCUGGGCGGGGCGUNAUUUUUGCUUAUGACGGUUUCGGCGUACCGCGAGGCCGUUCUUAACUACGGGGCGGUGAAUGGCCUGGGCGGGGCGUACCUCGAGGUGCGUGUGGAGACGAUACAUGGCUCGGGACGGGACUUUGCGGUGCAGCAGCAGGCAGAGCGGCCGUACAGGGUGUUGGAAAUAUGGCUGGCCCAUCCGACUUCAGGCCCUGAAACCCCAACGGUAGCGGCAGCAAAAGGAAGGACGGAAGACGACUAUGAUGGUGCAGUCUGCCGCCAUGUGGUUCUGCAGACACUCCACCCUUCACAAGGGGUAGGUGCACAGCCGGCGUUCUUCGUUGUGGGGCACCCCUUUGCGCGGCUAUCCUUCGCGAUUGAGCUUCACAAAGAGGUAGAUGUACACAGUGUGCCGCACCAUGGAUCUGUUCCCAUUGAUCUGGCGCGGGUAGGCGAGUGGACACGGCUCCCGGCGUUGCUAACAAGCAGUAAUGGCAACCUUGAUAGUACGGUGUGUCUUCAACUACUGUGCCGCUUGAGAGGUGUCUCCUCUUCGCCUCAAAAAGCUGCUGUGCCACCGCCGCCGCUUGCUCUGCACAGCUACGCCUUCAAUCUUGAUGCACGAAGUUGCGGAAACAUCAUCUCUCUGCUGAUGCAGCCGCACCGUGACGGCCCCGUCGCUCAGGCAAUCCGAGUCCUUGUUGCAGGCGCAGACGACACGGCGGUGGAGGCCAUUUCCCGCGUCGUGGAGCGCGCCGAAGUGAUGCUCCUCGGCGCUAUGCACAACGAGGUGGAACUUGACCUUGUGUUCAAUCGUGUAUUUUUUAUCCAGCAUGGGGAUGGAGAUAGCGCAACGCGCGACCAGGGAAAUGAUGGGAAUGGGGGAAACGACAAGGUUGAGGUUGAGCUGCGGUGUCAGGUGUUAGCAUUCGCCACGCGUGACGAGGCGGAGCGACUGCGCAACCCUUGCUGCGUGGGUGAAGGAAAUGUGGUGCUUUUCCCUUCUAGGAGUAAGCCGCACCGAGGCAAUGAUAACAUUGGCUCAAUCGACGUCCACUUGGCCAUUGACGCUGUUUCCGGUUCUCCCUAUCUAAGCCGUUCGGAGUGUGCUCUGCUGCGAUUGUGUGGAACAGUGCAAUAUGAAAGGUACGAUCAAAGCGAUAAUGUGCUUUGUAUUCGGUCGAUACGCGUCCUGCAGCGGCAUAAUCAGAAGCAGCAGCAGCAUUGCUGCAGUGCAGUAUCCCCCGUCACAAAUUCUGUGGUGGGUUUGUGCGUCUGGCUUCAUUGUGGGGGGAGUGAAGUCGGUGGCAGGGAAUGGAAGCACGCACUUCGUCGCUCCCGGGCAGUGAUUGUGCCGCAACAACAAAAUCAUUAUCAUCAUGAGAAACAUCAGCAAGAGCAAGACUGCAGCGAGUUUGUUGUUACUUCAUGUGGAAGGGCAUUGACGUUGUGCGUUGCGCUUGCUCCUCACAUUAUGGAUGCGAAUCAUGUCACUGAUAAUGUGCAACAGACCGUUUGGGCUGCGGUGAAAUCUGCAAAGAAGGAAAUGCGUCGCUAUGGAAGUGGUGCAGCGUGGCGCGGUGCCCACAUCACUUCAAAUGCUCACAACUACGUCGAAAUCAACCUCUCUGCCUCCCAUGUUAUGUGCGGUACCGUUGCGGGGAUGGUUCACAUAAACGAUGAGUUGUUGCUGCAACUUGAAGCGGAGUGGGCAAAGGCUCCGACGAGUGUGGGUGCUCUGCCCGAAGAGUGCCGGCCCUCAUCGCGUCACUGGGCCGUGCGGCUCACAAGUUCCAUGCAUCUAACCGAUGCACCGUAUGUGCUUAAUGUCGCGAGUACACCCAUUUACCACAGUGAGCCGCUUGGUGCGCCCCCACCGUGCGUGCCGGGAGAGCGGUUGACAGGGGAGCCACACUUUCGACGUAGGCACCAUCCGUCUUGCUCGCCGUCAUCCCACACAGGUGACGGCGACUGCACCCUCUCGAGCAGCAAUACCAUCACUGUGCGAGUGGGGGCUCCAAGGAUGAAUGCAGCUCCAAUGGUGCGGACGGUGUUUGUUUUCGGUGACGCCCAGGCCACGCGAACGCGAGUGUCACUCAGUCUAAACGGGCAGCGGCUGCAAAGCCUUAUCGCAGACUCUCUCGUUGGCCACGGCACUCUCAUUGCGGAUGCAGAUGCAACCGUUAUUGACUGGUUUCACGGUGCCAUGACAGCGGAUGGGAAUGAAGAACGGCGGGGGCGGGGGCGGCGACACCCGCAGGAGGACGAUCUCAUAGAGCAGUCGCGCCCCAAUCCUGUGUAUAUCCCCUUCAUGACGCCAGCAGCAGCACCAGGGAGUGUGGAGUUUGCGGUCAGUUUCCACACGUUGACCCGCUGCGGCUACGAAGGGGCGCUGCUGUUGGGUGGACUCACAGAGAGCUCACCGCCGGCCGUGCUUUACUACUCCUUUAGCGACAACACGUGGUCUCCUCUUGCGCUGAGAAUGCGAUCGCGUACUGGAAAAUUUCAACGUCGAGAAUUCAUCAGGGGGUUAGCGGCGCGCCACGGACACUCUGCUGUGUACUGCCCAACAACCAACACUGUCUAUGUGUACGGCGGAAUCGGUGUUGGUGGGUUAGUGCCAGUAAUGCGUGAUGACGGUGUAAUCGAUGCGGAAAGUAUGCGUUCUUAUCCCACACGAGGUCGUGCUUACGGCCGCAUUGGUUAUCUGUCGGACGUGUGGUGUAUUCACCUCUUCGACGGCACUGUGGAGUGUGUGGACACGGUGCAGCCCGCAGAGAACGAAUUGAUAUGUGCGGCGCGCUGGCGGCAUGCCGCGGCGUACUACAGUGAGUCUAUGAUUGUUGUUGGAGGCAAGACGAUACGGCGCCGCCCAGGAACCAGUCGCACACCACCCCACAGUGGACAUAUCGCCACUCAUGGUAAGGUGGAGGAGGAGGAGGAGGAAGUGUGCAGCUGCUGCUAUCUGCCUGUUUUAAACCUGCUGCAGCGCACGUGGUCCACGCAAUCAUGUGGGGGAGGUGCUCGCCCGGAGCCACGCUACGGUCACGCAACCGCAACAAAGGAUGUGUCCCUCUACAUGUACGGUGGCAUGUCAGCCACACGAGAGCUGUUGGCUGACCUUCAUGAAUUAAACCUAGCCACAUACACGUGGAGGAACGUUUCCUACAACGGCGCUGUAGCACCACCGCCAAUGCACCUCGCUGCCCUCGAAGCUGUUACGAUUGACGAUACCCCUUGUCUGGUUCUCGUCGAGGGUGAGACCGCGACGGCGUCACAGCAGCUGAGGGUAUUUCUCUUUUCUCACGCAUCAGAGUUCUGGCACACAAUCCACUUUGAGUGCACACCAGGCCCUCCGCGCAUCGGCCUCUCCAUAUGUGACGCCACAACAAUCCAAAUGCGACAGAAGCAGCAGCAGCGCCACCUCCAGCAAUCGCGGCGGCGUUUGCCGUUCCGACGCGCGCCACUCGUCAAAUUGCUUCUGGUUGGAGGGGAGAGCGGUGGUAGCACCUACACCAACGAGGGCCGAUAUUUCCGCAGUACCUACCCAACUUCGUCAGCAUCGUGGUGCUCCCCGUGUCUUCUCAACCUGUCGUGUGACGAUCGCCGCAGCGCCCCGCGUGGCAGGAGUAGGCGAUCCAUCUCCCCUGCCCUUGCAUUACACUCCAUGGUGCGUCGCCACAUGUCCAGUAGCAGAGACAGUAGCUACGGGAACCGUACCGCAAGAAACGGGACGCCGCAGCCACACAGAACCCAUUCUCUUAUGGCACAACGUGUAUUGACACGACAGAAGCAGGCAGAACUCAUCGAACGACUGUACUACUACGAGAUGGCCAUACGAUCUAAACGCGGGCUUGUGAUGCCACAGCCGGUACCUCCUCCAACACAAACCCACCGACGCUCUGUAAUCUCCCCAUACGCUCACGCGCACACUAGGAGCAGCAGACCCAGAACCCCAAUUGUCCUUCGCCAACACCACGACCCCGUGUACACCAUGGAGCGAGGCAGUCACAUAUGCCCUACCACGGCAGAUGAAACAUGUAAAACUCACGAGACGUGUACGCCAGCCGAAGUGAACACAACGCGUAUUUAUCAUAAUCCUCACCCUCCACCCAAAAACGCAAAAGCACCACAAACCGAGAAGGUACACGAGUCAUGGGCCACUGUGAUCCACAACACAAAACAAGACACAGAAGAGAGCCCAUCCCAUAUGCCCAGCAACAGCAGCCAAAACAAAAUCAACACGACAAAGCGAACAACUGCACAAGACACAACCAAGAUAAAAGCUCCAUCACUCUACACAACAAACACAAAUUUUACGACAUACCUCCAAGAUCAACCUCUAGAAAACAGCCAAUUUGUAUAUACAAGCCACUCCACGAGCUUCACAGAGAAUACACAAUCAGAAAAACCUCGAAUACCACACGCCACGGAACCCCAGAAACUAAACGUGCCCAUACACGGCGCAGGCUCACCACAGAGCAAGGCACGCGCGGCUUUGGUGUCUGAAGUUACCCCGGCGCCCCGGGAGAAGGUAAAGGAGACAGUUGUUGGCCACGAGAUCACAACAACGCUGAGCGCUGCAACUGCGCCCAUCACGGACGAACCAACCCCUUCGCCAGUACAAACAGUUGAGGAGGUAAACGAGGCGGUUGAUGUGCAUGAGGCCACAAUGGAAGAGAGCGAUGCAAGCGAGCCCUUGGUGUCUGACGACACCCCGGCGCCUGUGGAAGCAGUGGGCGAGGUGAGGCAGCCGGUGGAUGUGCAUGAGGCCACAAUGGAAGAGAGCGAGGCAAGCGAGCCCUUGGUGUCUGAAGAUACCCCGGCGCCUCUGUGUGAGGCAAAGGGUUCCUCUAUGUAUGCGGAAAGGUUGGGGAAUGUCAAACGUGUUAGGAGCGAAGGCACACCUGUUGCUGACGAUGUUUCAGUUGUGGCGUCAUAUUUGAGUGGGGAGAGGAGAAGGGUCGCCAUGCUUAACGGCAGUUUUUGUAGUAAAAAUGAUGAUUAUUUGGAAGGGGACGACAAAUGUCCACCUUCAGUGAAGCAAACAACGUGCAAUGCGCCCCCUUUAGUGGUUGAGGACGGAUGUAUUGGUAGUGGGAUUGUCUUUGUCAAAGGGGAUACGCGUAACUUGAGAGAUGCUGGUUUAUUGGACGGCGAAGCAUCUAAUCAGUUUGGUCCAAGCGAUUUCGAGUUUUAA
Messenger RNA from Trypanosoma grayi, 6633 nucleotides. RefSeq lists its product as hypothetical. The record is from RefSeq and is a predicted model, not a curated record. The coding region runs from base 1 to 6633 and encodes 2210 amino acids. The transcript has a single exon. Gene Ontology annotation, molecular function: protein binding. NCBI's taxonomy places the organism in Eukaryota, Euglenozoa, Kinetoplastea, Trypanosomatida, Trypanosomatidae.